CCGCUUCCAGCCAUUCCAGUUCUAAGAUGGCGGACCGGCGGCGGAGGAGGAGGCGCGCGUCUCAGGACAGCGAGGACGACGACGAGUCCGGCUCGGGUUCGGACAGCGGGAGGUCCGGUUCUCCAGCGGCGAAGCCCCGAGGCCGAGAGCCCGAGCCGGCCGAGGUGACGGUGGUCCGGGCCGAGGCGAAGAGCGUCGUAGAGUCCGAGUGUGAGAGUGAAGACGGAGCAGGAGAAGCCGUCCUCUCGGAUUACGACAGCGCAGAACCGGAGGAAAACGGCUCCCACUCAGAGGCAGGGGAGGAGGAAGAGGCUUUCAGCGAGGAAGAGGCUGCAGCCAGCGAACCCAAACCCGGCGGCGCCGCUGCUGAAGGUCCGACUCAGGAUGACGGAGAGGAGGAAGAGGAGGAGGAGGAUGAAGGAGGGAGGAAGGAGGAGAGCAAAGCCGAGGAGAAGGGGAACCUGGCAGGAGAGCGGCAGAGCGGAGACGGACAGGAGUCCACCGACGACCCGGAGACGAAGGCGGGGGGGAAACCGGGUCAGCACCUGGACGACGACGAGGACCGGAAGAACCCGGCCUACAUCCCCAGGAAGGGUCUGUUCUUCGAGCACGACGUGCGCGGCCAGACCCAGGAGGAGGAGAGGCCCAAAGGGCGGAACAGGAAGCUGUGGAAGGACGAGGGCCGCUGGGAACACGACCGGUUCCGAGAGGAGGAGCAGGCGCCGAAGAGCCGCGAGGAGCUCAUCGCCAUCUACGGCUACGACAUCCGCAACGGCGCCGGGUCCGGAGAGCGGGCGUUCCGCCAGCGCCGGCCCAGGCAGAGCUCUCCGCCCGCCAGAGACAAGCGGUGGCGAGACGGACCGAGACCGGCCCGGUCCUGGCAGAACCGAGCGGGAGGCGUUCCCCCGCCUUCAUCCGACCCUCCUGCCUCCUCUUCCUCGGCCUUCCCCCCCCUCUCUGCCGCCCAGCGAGGCGGCGCCUCCUUCAGGCCGCCCCCCUCCCACAGCAGACCCCCCCACCACAGCCAAGCGCACCCGUCCUCUCAGCCCGAGUUCAGGAACAACGAAUCCAACGCACCCCACGCUCACCCCAGAGAGCGCCACGCCCCCAGAGCUCCGCCCGACCCGGCGGGGGAGAGGGGCGGGGCCGGCAGGGGAGGGCGGGGCCACGGAGGCAGAGGAGGCUCCUCAGUGGUCAUCGAGGAGGUUUCGGUCAGCCAAUCAGGCGCAGCGGAAGACGAGCCGAGGUCGGCGCCGCCCGCAGCGGCCCAGCCGGGCGGGUACCAGUCCCCGAGACGGCAGCAGCAGGACCAGAGAGGCGGCGCUGACAGAGCCGCCUCCGGAUUGGCUGGCUCCGCCUCUGACCCCGCCCUCCAGUCUUCAGCGGCCAAUGCGGAGGCUUCUCCUCCCGUGGAGCGCCCCGUGGAGCGCAAGUCGUACUCUCUGGCCCGCAGAACUCGCUCCCGGCCCUCGGACCUGGGCAGCAAGCAAGCCUCCGUGGAGGACGCUGCCGCCGCCGGUACCGCCGGUACCGCCUCCUCGCCCGGCGCCAGGGGGGGGAAGUCCUGGGCGGGAGAGGGAGACGGGGCGAGCCAGCCAGGAGGCGGGGGCGUGGCCGAGCUGGACCAGGCCGUGGCCCGGCUCAAUCUGGCCCCGCAGAACUGGAGCCAGAACCCGACGACGUUUAUACGGCCAGAGAUGAGGGGCCUUCCCAGCCCCAUGCACCUGGCCGGGGCCCCGCCUCAGUUCUCCAACAUGGAGGAGAUGGGCGUCGGCUCCAACCGGGCCAAGCGCUACUCCUCCCAGCGCCAGAGAGCCGUGCCGGAACCGGCUCCGCCCCUCCACCUGGGAGUGAUGGAGGGACACUACUACGAGCCGAUGUCGUACCAGGGACCAAUCUAUGCCCACGGAGAAGGCCCCGCCCCCAUCCCCCCCCAGGGCAUGCUGGUCCAGCCAGAGAUGCACAUCCCUCAUCCUGGUCUCCACCCCCACCAAUCAGCAGCCCCCAUCGCUAACCCCACCCUCUACGGCGGCCCGCCCGUCUCCCUGUCACCGGGGCAACCGCCCCAGCAGCUGCUGCCGCCGCCGUUCUAUCCUCCGCCGGGGGUCGUGACCUUCCCGUACCCCACCAUGUACCCCAACCCACCGGCCCAGUCCCAGGUGACCUACGGGGGCGUCACCUACUACGACACCAUGCAGCAGCAGGCCCAGCCCAAACCAUCGCCCCCCCGCCGCACCUCCCAGCCCGUCACCGUCAAACCGCCCCCUCCAGAGGUCCAGUUCGCCUCAGAGUGACUCCGCCCUCAUUUCCUCCCCCAGACUCCGCCCCACCCUGACCUCACAUCCACAGGAGCAGCGUGGGAGGGUCGGUGAGGAGCCGCAGCCUGAACGGGGACCUCCAGCACCAGCGGGGGGGGCGGGGGCCCGAGAGGGGGGGGGGGGUUCUGCAGGCGACCCGCAGCAUCACUGCUGCAUCUGGACUUCCUUUAUUCCCCUUUCAGUUCAGCGGUUUGGACCAAGAUGUCGGCCGGGUUUACAGCAACGUGGAGCGGUUCUGCCGGGGGGGCCGGAUCGGACUCACACCUGUCGGGUGGGUGGGGGGGUGGGGGCGCUUUGGUUUCCAGAUUGACGGUUUUGGGCCUCGCCAAAGGGGUCACAUGACUUCAGUCUGGAUGUGAUCCAACCAUCAGAACUGAACAGUUCUGAGACCCGAUCCAGAAUCCGGCUCAGGUUCUGUCUGGAUCACCAGAACAUCAGAAUCAUUUCAGAUGAAGGAGAUUAAUGAGUUAUUUUCUCCCGGUGGCGACAUCUAGAACCUGAAAACGCUGAUCUUCACGACGCAGAGCUGCUUCAGUACCGCCUCCGUCACUAAACGGCCCGUUGGAGCGGUUCUGUUGGGGGGGAGUGGCUGUAAAUAGAAGCUAACUGUAAAUAAAAGCUGGAAGGUAUGAAAGAGAUGCAGAAGUUAUUGUAAGGCGGAGCGCUGAGCUGUCGGCAGGGACCCGGACCGUUAACGGUUGUUACGACUCGUUUGUCUUCCUUUUAUCAAACCAAUCUUUCAUUUUCAUACGGUUGUUUUUAUUUUUGUUUUUUUUAUUUGUAGUUUGUGUAGCGGCGCCUCGUUGACCGUCUGCUCAACGUUUUGUUUCCAUGUGUUAAACGUUCGGACCGGAGCGUAGCAGAACCCCCCAGACUGAGCCGCUGUUAACCGAUCUUAGUUGGAAGGUUUCCAGGAAAAAGUCUCUUUGUGUUUUAGUUUCUGUCCCGUUUCCGCUCACAUCUCUGAAACGUCUGUGGUUUGCUGUCACAAUAAAGUUUUUCCUUCGGUCCUGAA
Fundulus heteroclitus (mummichog) is the source of this 3333-nucleotide messenger RNA. It is a transcript of the gene casc3, whose product is annotated as casc3 exon junction complex subunit. Gene Ontology annotation, cellular component: exon-exon junction complex. Gene Ontology annotation, biological process: mRNA processing. The transcript is spliced from 12 exons. NCBI's taxonomy places the organism in Eukaryota, Metazoa, Chordata, Actinopteri, Cyprinodontiformes, Fundulidae. Bases 27 to 2294 code for a protein of 755 amino acids. Gene Ontology annotation, molecular function: mRNA binding. The record is from RefSeq and is a predicted model, not a curated record.